Molecule: messenger RNA, 1910 nt
Organism: Cavia porcellus (domestic guinea pig)
Lineage: Eukaryota; Metazoa; Chordata; Mammalia; Rodentia; Caviidae
Gene: Flot1
Product: flotillin 1
Exons: 12
Coding region: 262-1545 (427 amino acids)
Biological process (GO): positive regulation of cell junction assembly; regulation of receptor internalization; protein kinase C signaling
Cellular component (GO): cytoplasmic vesicle; flotillin complex; plasma membrane
Source: RefSeq, a predicted model, not a curated record
GCCGUGGCUGCAGCAGCUGGGCGCGGCCGGGCGGGGGGCGGUGGCUGUGGAGGUCGUGGGCGCUCGCUGGGCCGCUCUGCCCCGGACCAGGCCGCGUCUGGACGGUGAGCGGGCCGCGAGCUCCGGGCUGAGCCGGGCCGAGCCGGGGCGGAGGCGGGAAUCCGUGCGGAGACCGUCCAGGCAGGCUUGGCGGGGAGGCGGCGGCCGCCGCAGCACCGCCCUCAACGGCGCAGCCUGUGUCUUGCAGCUCCCUUCUGAGCCAUGUUUUUCACGUGCGGCCCCAACGAGGCCAUGGUGGUCUCGGGCUUCUGCCGGAGCCCCCCUGUCAUGGUGGCCGGAGGCCGCGUCUUCGUCCUGCCCUGCAUCCAGAAGAUCCAGAGGAUCUCCCUCAACACCCUGACUCUCAACGUCAAGAGCGAGAAGGUGUACACGCGCCACGGGGUGCCCAUUUCCGUCACCGGCAUUGCCCAGGUGAAGAUCCAGGGGCAGAACAAGGAGAUGCUGGCGGCCGCCUGCCAAAUGUUCCUGGGGAAGACCGAGGCUGAGAUAGCCCACAUCGCGCUGGAGACACUGGAGGGCCACCAGCGGGCCAUCAUGGCUCACAUGACCGUGGAGGAGAUCUACAAGGACAGGCAGAAGUUCUCAGAGCAGGUCUUCAAAGUAGCCUCCUCUGACCUGGUCAACAUGGGCAUUAGCGUGGUGAGCUACACUCUGAAGGACAUUCACGAUGACCAGGACUAUUUGCACUCCUUGGGGAAAGCUCGGACAGCACAAGUCCAAAAAGACGCUCGGAUCGGGGAAGCUGAGGCCAAGAGGGAUGCCGGGAUACGGGAGGCCAAGGCCAAGCAGGAAAAGGUCUCUGCCCAGUACCUGAGUGAGAUUGAAAUGGCUAAGGCACAGAGGGACUAUGAGCUGAAGAAGGCUGCAUAUGAUAUCGAGGUCAACACCCGCCGAGCACAGGCCGAUCUGGCCUAUCAGCUUCAGGUGGCCAAAACCAAGCAGCAGAUUGAGGAGCAGCGCGUGCAGGUGCAGGUGGUGGAGCGCGCCCAGCAGGUGGCGCUGCAGGAGCAGGAGAUCGCGCGCCGCGAGAAGGAGCUGGAGGCCCGGGUGCGCAAACCCGCCGAGGCCGAGCGAUUCCGGCUGGAGCGCCUGGCCGAGGCGGAGAGGUCCCAGCUGAUCAUGCAGGCAGAGGCCGAGGCAGAGUCCGUGCGGAUGCGUGGGGAAGCUGAGGCCUUUGCUAUCGGGGUCCGUGCCCGUGCCGAGGCUGAGCAGAUGGCCAAGAAGGCAGAAGCAUUCCAGCUGUACCAGGAGGCCGCGCAGCUGGACAUGCUGCUGGAGAAGCUGCCUCAGGUGGCAGAAGAGAUCAGCGGCCCCCUGACCUCGGCCAAGAAGAUCACACUGGUGUCCAGUGGAAGCGGGGCCAUGGGAGCUGCCAAGGUGACUGGGGAAGUGCUGGACAUCCUGAGCCGCCUGCCCGAAAGCGUGGAGAGACUCACAGGCGUCAGCAUUGCCCAGGUGAACAACAAGCCUUUGAGGAUGGCCUGAGCCCCUAGCCCUCAAUAGUGCCAUCUCGAGGUGCAGUUGUCUGAGUGGCGCUUCUGCUGCUGCACGUCCCCCGGGACCUCCUCAGCAUGUUGUCAGAGGGGGUCCUUCGUCCUCCUUACCGCACAGCCUGUGCCUUGCCUUGGUUGGAGCUGCCCGUUCUGACCCGCAUGGCCUGGACAGCCAGUGUCCAAGGGCCCCCCACCCACCAUGCAUCCAAGUUCCUGAGUCAGAGGCCCUGCCCUCUACAUGCCUCUCCUCCCCCCAGGACAGGAGGGCAGCCUGGAGGUGCCUUCCACACUGCUGCCAGCAAGUACUGAUCCUUGAAAAAAGUAAUAAAGCCGAACCAGUUCAGAGUGAGUGCCCCA